CGCCCGCUGUGAGCAUGGCCAACAAGGGUCCCUCCUUCGGCCUGAGCAGAGAUGUCCAGGCCAAGAUUGAGAAGAAGUAUGACGAUGAGCUGGAGGAGCGGCUGGUCGAGUGGGUCGUGGCCCAGUGUGGGACGGAAGUGGGGCGCCCCGACCGGGGCAGGCUGGGCUUCCAGGUCUGGCUGAAGAACGGCAUUGUGCUGGGCAAGCUCAUGAACACCCUCCACCCCUCCGGUUCGAAGCCCAUCAAGAUCCCAGACUCCCCCCCCAGCAUGGUCUUCAAGCAGAUGGAGCAGAUUGCGCAGUUCCUGAAGGCAGCCGAGGAUUAUGGGGUGGUGAAGACGGACAUCUUCCAGACAGUCGACCUCUUUGAAGCUAAGGACAUGGCUGCUGUCCAGAGGACGUUGGUAGCCUUAGGCAGCCUGGCGGUGACCAAGAACGACGGGCACUACCAGGGCGACCCCUCCUGGUUCAUGAAGAAAGCUCAGGAGAACAAGCGGGACUUCACCCCCACGCAGCUGAAGGAAGGCAAGAACGUGAUCGGCCUGCAAAUGGGCUCCAACCAGGGGGCCUCGCAGGCGGGCAUGACCGGCUAUGGCCGACCCCGGCAGAUCAUCGGCUAAACGGGGAAGGAGCGGUCCUCCUGGCCCCACGCUACAUGCCCCAACGCCACCCCAAUGAAUCCUGCCACGAGGGAAGUGCCAGCCGGGCCCCCUUAACUCAGCCCGUCCAGCGAUGCCUGGCCCCCCCAAGCACCAGGAGCCCAGCCAGACUGCCCCGUGGGGCUCCCACCCCAGCCCCUCACCCACCUGCCCCCUGCUUCACUGGCUGCCCGCCCCGCACUGCAUCGUUUCGGGUCAAGCGGAGAGACUGGCUGUUUCACGAGCCCCAGGCCGGCUGGCCUUCUAGCCCUGAGAAGGGGCCCUGGGAAACCACUGGCCUGCUGCGUAUUUGGAAAUGGCUGAAACUUGCACAAGGAAAACAAAACUCUUGUUAUCGUGGGGAGGGGUAACUGCCUCCCCCUUCUACCCGUUUUGUACUACUUUUGUUCAUCCAUUAAAAAGUAUGAACCUC
Molecule: messenger RNA, 1071 nt
Organism: Heteronotia binoei (common prickly gecko)
Lineage: Eukaryota; Metazoa; Chordata; Lepidosauria; Squamata; Gekkonidae
Gene: TAGLN
Product: transgelin
Exons: 4
Coding region: 15-620 (201 amino acids)
Molecular function (GO): protein binding
Source: RefSeq, a predicted model, not a curated record